AUGACAUUCUUAGCCGAUGCUUUUAGUGUCGCACCGCCUUCGAAUGUUCUUCUCCCUACCUUUAUGUCAAGCAUCCAGUAUGAAAGUAUUCAAUUUCAAAAACGUGCAAAGAAUGAAUCUCUGAAUCUUGCUUUAAAAUUUAACGUUGUUGAUGUGCCAUCGAAAAGUGUGGCUAUUUCAUUGUUAUACAACAACCAGAGUAUUUCUGUUGGCACUCCUGAUGAUAGAAUGGAUGUCUAUGCUGAGAAGCAUCUAAAUUCAAGUGGAUUUUUGACUGAUAUAACUCUCCAUCUUAAGAAUUCAGCCGCAAAUAGCGGUUCAUACAAAUUGACACUUACAUCGGAUUCUCAAACUGCCUCAGCGGUUGCCAAAGUUGACUCUGCUCCCAUUUUACCUGUUUAUUCCAAACCAAAGCGAGUUUUGCAGGGUGACCCUUUGCGUAUCUCUUGUCGUGUCUCUUGCUAUCCAACGCCAGUUAAUGUUUCUUGGUUCUUUGCUCCAAUCCCUGUGGAACUUUCUGAUGACAAGACUGCGAUCUCUGAAGCUGCUGGCCUCCUGGUGGAAAUUGACUUCUCCAACGAGUCAUGGAAAGAUGCCAUUUUUUCUUCGGAGGGAGGCACCCCAAAUGAUACUCUUAAGUUCGAAUCCAUCAGUAUUGCUCAAAAUGGUCUUUUCGCUUGCAAUGUCUCGAACGUUAUUGGCAGCGAUUCAACCUUUUUACUUGUCGGAGUUAAAGACCGUUGGGCAGCUCUGUGGCCAUUCGUAGCAAUUGUUGUUGAAGUGACUCUACUAGUAACAGGGAUUCUGCUCUACGAACGUCACCAAAUUCGCAAGAAGCCUACUACAUCAGAGCCUGCUGCUGCCACUGAAACUACAUCACCUAAUGGGAAUGCUGUUGACAAGAGCUCUAAACCGGAUGAAGUUCGUCUGCGUAACACCAGGGCAUAA
Messenger RNA from Rodentolepis nana, 948 nucleotides. The record is from the annotation of a GenBank genome assembly. NCBI's taxonomy places the organism in Eukaryota, Metazoa, Platyhelminthes, Cestoda, Cyclophyllidea, Hymenolepididae.